CACACUGGUUUUUAACCCAGCUAAGAGCGCACUGAUGCUCUUUUAGUCUGGACGUAUACAUACAAGGGAUUCUGCGAUAUUCGAGCAAAAGAUGUUCUCAAAUUCUUCCUCGAAGCAUUUAAGAUUUAUGCGGUAAUUGUAAGGAAAACAAUUUUACACUUGUUCCUCCGACGACGGUUUUCAGCAUGAAUGUUGGAGAACAAAGGCGCAGAUGGGAGUACUGGCGGAUUUCUCUGUGUUUCUGUUUUCUACUAUGCCUCAUACAGCAGGUCUCAGCGCAGAUAAGAUACUCUGUUCCAGAGGAGGUAAAAGAAGGAUCUGUUGUGGGAAAUAUUGCAAAGGAUUUGGGUUUUGAUGUCAGUCAUUUGGUGGACAGGAGGUUCCGUAUUGUCUCUGGAUUAAAUGACGCCCUUUUCCAGGUAAACCCGAAUAAUGGCAUCCUGUAUGUGGAAAAGCAAAUCGACAGAGAGGCGCUGUGUGAUGGAACUGAUGCUUGCUUAAUAAGUCUGAAAACAGUUGUUGAAAAUCCUCUUGAAAUCCAUUAUGUAGAAGUAGAAAUUACCGAUGUAAAUGAUCAUGCACCCGCUUUUGCUGAUAAAGAUGUGCUGUUGGAAAUAGCAGAAUCAACCCUACCAGGUGAAGACAUUCAGUUGCAGGAAGCACAGGACUCUGAUUCAGGCGUGAAUUCUAUUCGAUUUUAUAAACUGAGCCAAAAUGAAUAUUUUGAACUUGAGCUUCGGGAAAAUGGGGGAGAGAAAAAAAUGCCAAUCUUGAAAUUACGUAAAUUACUCGACAGGGAGCGUCAGGUCACUCACAGUCUUAUACUGACUGCUGUUGAUGGCGGGAAUCCACCACGAUCAGGGAGUAUCGUUAUUAAUGUCACGGUGCUGGAUGAUAAUGAUAACAGGCCAAAAUUCAGCCAAGAGCUUUAUUCUGUCACAUUGCAAGAAAACGCUCCUGUCGGUACUCUUGUCAUUAAAUUAAAUGCCACUGAUUUAGAUGAAGGUCAGAAUGCCGAAAUAAUCUAUUCAUUUAUUAAAAAUAUUGAAAGACUAGUUUACAACACUUUUGAUUUGAACAGCAAUACAGGAGAAAUUCGGGUGAAAAGCAAUGUGGAUUUUGAGAAAAACGAUGUUUAUAGAGUUGGUGUUAUAGCUUCAGAUAAAGGCCAGCCACCGAAGACAAGCAACUGUAGAAUUAUUAUUAAAAUGAUUGACGAAAAUGAUAAUGCACCAGAGAUAGACGUAACCUCGCUGUCUGAUGUAGUUCCCGAAGAUUCCAAACCAGGAACGGUCAUUUCACUUGUUAGUAUUACUGAUAAAGAUUCAGGCGUCAAUGGUAAAGUUGUUUGUAGAAUAUCUGACAAUGUUCCUUUUGAACUGAAGCCAUCAUUCAAAGAAAAUAUGUACUCUCUUGUGACGAAUUCAAAGUUAGAUAGAGAGCUCGUUUCUCGAUAUGAUGUCACAAUAACAGCCACAGAUCUUGGUCAGCCCCCUCUGUCCUCAAUCAAAACACUGAAAGUGCAGAUAUCAGAUGUGAACGACAACGUUCCAGAAUUUCCUCAUAAUCCUUUAGAACUGUAUUUAAUGGAAAAUAACCCCCCAGGAGCAUCCAUAUACUCUGUUAGCGCCUUCGAUAGAGAUAUGAAUGAAAAUGCUGCAAUAACCUAUCAAAUAAUAAGAGAAGAUGGAGCAAAAGGUCACAUGUCGUCCUUCCUCAAUGUGAAUUCAGACAAUGGACAUAUACAUGCGCUUAAAAGUUUCGACUUUGAAACGACCAAAACGUUCCAGUUUCAUGUACUCGCUUCAGACUCUGGAAGUCCGUCUCUGAGCAGUAACGUGACUGUGAACGUGUUUAUUCUGGAUCAGAACGACAACGUUCCAGUGAUCUUAUAUCCAGUCAGCGCUAACGGUUCUGCUGAGGGUGUGGAAGAGAUUCCCCGUAAUGUGAACGCAGGUCAUUUGGUGACUAAAGUCAGAGCCUAUGACGCAGAUAUAGGAUACAACGGCUGGUUAUUGUUUUCACUGCAGGAAGUUAGUGAGCACAGUCUCUUUGGUUUGGACCGCUAUACAGGACAGAUAAGGACCCUUCGCUCAUUCACAGAAACAGACGAGGCCCAGCAUAAACUGCUCAUACUGGUCAAAGACAAUGGGAACGUUUCACUCUCAGCAACAGCGACUGUGAUUGUGAAAGUUGUGGAGCCCAAAGAGGCUUUUGCAGCUUCUGAUGUGAAAAACGCAGUAAAAGACGAGGAGGAAAACGACGUGACGUUUUAUUUGAUCAUCACUUUGGGCUCGGUUUCAGUGCUUUUUGUCAUCAGCAUCAUCGUGUUGAUUGUAAUGCAGUGCUCCAAAUCUACAGACUAUUCGUCCAAGUAUUUACAGGACACAAAUUACGACGGGACUCUGUGUCACAGCAUCCAGUACAGAUCUGGAGACAAACGGUACAUGUUAGUUGGACCCAGAAUGAGUAUCGGUUCUACUAUAGUCCCGGGCAGUAAUGGAAAUACACUAGUGAUACCAGAUCGCAGGAGGAGAGAUUCUGGAGAGGUAAGAUGGCGGAUUUAUUUUUUAUGCACUCUUUGA
Molecule: messenger RNA, 2585 nt
Organism: Megalobrama amblycephala (Wuchang bream)
Lineage: Eukaryota; Metazoa; Chordata; Actinopteri; Cypriniformes; Xenocyprididae
Product: protocadherin alpha-8-like
Exons: 1
Coding region: 186-2585 (799 amino acids)
Biological process (GO): homophilic cell-cell adhesion
Cellular component (GO): plasma membrane
Molecular function (GO): calcium ion binding
Source: RefSeq, a predicted model, not a curated record